Molecule: messenger RNA, 1815 nt
Organism: Babesia sp. Xinjiang
Lineage: Eukaryota; Apicomplexa; Aconoidasida; Piroplasmida; Babesiidae
Product: Pre-rRNA-processing protein TSR2 -like protein
Exons: 9
Coding region: 1-1815 (604 amino acids)
Biological process (GO): maturation of SSU-rRNA from tricistronic rRNA transcript (SSU-rRNA, 5.8S rRNA, LSU-rRNA)
Cellular component (GO): nucleus
Source: RefSeq, a predicted model, not a curated record
AUGCUAGAUUUCAUAUCAAUAGUAUUAGCGCGUGCCAUUUUGCAGCUGGCAGCCAGCGUCAUAGCACCGCCAUUACCCUAUAUCGUUACACGGCAGUCACGCGAGGUAUUGGAGUACAUCGCUUUGAAAGAGGCAAGACGACUUGACCACUUCGAAGGCACGCGACAUAUAAUAUACUGGAUUGUAUGGUCAUAUACACGUAUAUACCCCAAACUGUCACCUAUCGCUAUCACAAAGACACUCAUAUUUAUAUUUGAUGUCCUCUCGGCAGCCUUCUGGUACUUCGCAGUUCGUCUAUUGCCGCGGGCUAAGUUGAACAAGAACAACCAUGUGGAAGGUUAUAAUUUCGCAACAUCACCGUGGUUCAUCGCAGGGUUACAUCUACUGAACCCUUUUUCGGUAUGUCAUGAGAUCAAAGUUAUACAUGUGGUCCAGAUAGCAUACAAUGAAGGCUCAAAUGCGGAUGGAGUUGGGUACUUUUGGAUAUCGUUCGCUGUUUUCGCAGCAGUCAACCUAAAUGUACCCAGAUAUAUCAACACAAUAGCAUAUAUAAUAUACCAAAUCGCAGCUACAGGACUUGUAAUCAAUGGAUCGUUCAAGAUGUAUGCAGUGAUACCCGCGUUGACCAUGUUGGCCAUCCAUAAACGUCUGAAAUUGAGCUCUGAAGCAUCCAUUACACGCAAUGAUUUGAAACAGAUGGCAAGGUUCAUAGUACCGCAUGUGCUCGUCACAGCGUCGCUGUUGUUGCUAUACCACUCAAAUAACGGAUUGACGGAGCUGAAACAAACAAUUGUGAACGAUUACACCGGCCGCGGUACAGGGAUCAACUACUCAAUAUACUGGUAUAUGCAUAGAGUAGUACCAACAGUAUUCAAGGCAGGUAACACUAUGAAGUCCCAUAUGAUGCUAUUCCUGGUACCGCUGCCGUUACUAGUGCUACUUCGACUGCGGCCUUUGGAGUGCCUCAUCACCACGCUGGCCAUCGCGUUGAUCCAACAUCCCCAACUGUCGAUACUGGGAAUAUGGUACACUAUAUCUCUACUCGCGGUACACUACCCGAUGCUGGACAAGAGCAUCGGGUUUACGAAAAUGAUGAUGGUGGCUAUCGCGGCCAUGCUAUUCUCUAUCACGGCAUAUGUGGUAUGGGUGGAACGGUAUAUCGCAAACCCAAAUUACUUCUUCGCGCCACAGAUAAUAGUUAUGCUCAUACUGUGUAUGGUACUGGAAGACUACACCAGCGCUAACCUACAGCUGUCUAAUUCAGGACGGAACCAUGAAAAGCAUAGAGAACAUGGGCGAUGCCGUAGAAGCGUUCAAACACGCGUGCAGAGCAGUGAUGGAAUGCUGGUGAGUCAAUAUGUAAUGGAACCAGACACUUUCAGGACCGCUUUAAAUCUAGCAGUAGAAAAUAAUUGGGGCGGAGAAGAUUCGAGCCAAAAACGCGACCAGCUAGUACAACUAGUCACAGAAUACUGCAUAUCAAAAAAGGUGUUAUACAACGAUGAAGUAGAAGAUAUACUAAUAGAUAGGAUGCAAACACUAUUCUCCGUGUAUAUAGAAGACGGGAGCGAGAUUGAAAUAGCAACAUUGCUAGUGCAACUACACAGGGCAUGCAGCGCCGGUGAACUGCAGUUUGCACAGGAAAUAUGUAACAAGUUGACAAAAUGCGAUAGCACACAGUGCCAUGCAAAAGAUCAGGUACAAGAAGUAUCGGAUUCCGAAAAUGAAGUUGAACAACAAGAACAAACUAAAAAUAGUACAAAAAAAUCAACCAAAACUGAAUUGUUGGAUGAUGGAUGGACCAGAGUACUAUAA